GGGCUGUAGCUGAAAGAUCUGAAGACUCACAAGUGAGGGAGGGGUGGGCCUAGACGUGGGAGGAGGGAUUGACAGCGGAGCUAAGAAGGAGACAGAGACGCGGGAGGGGGCAAGGAAGUGUCUUAGCUGAGUCUGGGGCCAGACUGGAGAGGACAGGGCGAAGCCUGCAGGGGAAAGGCAUUCUCUCAGAGCUGAGAGUCCAGACACGGCAUCUCCUACAUGCUGGCAAGGGCUCUGAGCAGCCUCAAACCUUCUUGGCCUCUGAGGCUCAAGCCCAAAGCUGAGGGCACUUGCUGAGUUGGUGACAUAGUCACCGAGCUGGUGUCCCUGGGACUCUGUCCACCUCUCCUCCAUUUCCCAGCAUGGAAGACGAUUUUGACAACUACUAUGGGGCAGAUAACCAGUCUGAGUGUGAUUAUGCAGACUGGAGGUCCUCAGGGGCCCUCAUUCCUGCCAUCUAUAUGCUGGUCUUCCUCCUGGGCACCACGGGCAAUGGCCUGGUGCUCUGGACUGUGUUUCGGAGCAGCCGGGAGAAGAGGCGCUCGGCAGACAUCUUCAUUGCCAGCCUGGCGGUGGCUGACCUGACCUUCGUGGUGACGCUGCCCUUGUGGGCCACCUACACCUACCGGGAGUACGACUGGCCCUUCGGUGCCUUUUCCUGCAAGCUUAGCAGCUACCUCAUCUUCGUCAACAUGUACGCCAGCGUCUUUUGCCUCACGGGCCUUAGCUUCGACCGUUACCUGGCCAUUGUGAGGCCCGUGGCCAAUGCUCGGCUGAGGCUGCGGGUCAGCGGGGCGGUGGCCACGGCGGUCCUGUGGGUGCUGGCUGCCCUCCUGGCAGUGCCCGUCAUGGUGCUGCGCACGACUGGCAACCUGGAGAACAACACCAAGGUGCAGUGCUACAUGGACUACUCCCUGGUGUCCACCGCGAGCUCCGAGUGGGCCUGGGAGGUGGGCCUGGGCGUGUCGUCCACCACCGUGGGCUUCGUGGUGCCCUUCACCGUCAUGCUGACCUGCUACUUCUUCAUCGCGCAAACCAUCGCCAGCCACUUCCGCAAGGAGCGCUCCGAGGGCCUGAGGAAGCGGCGCCGGCUGCUCAGCAUCAUCGUGGUGCUCGUGGUGACCUUCGCCUUGUGCUGGAUGCCCUACCACCUGGUGAAGACGCUCUACAUGCUGGGCAGCCUGCUGCACUGGCCCUGCGACUUUGACCUCUUCCUCAUAAACGUCUUCCCCUACUGCACCUGCAUCAGCUACGUCAACAGCUGCCUCAACCCCUUCCUCUACGCCUUCUUCGACCCGCGCUUCCGCCAGGCCUGCUCCUCGGUGCUCUGCUGCGGCCGGAGCCGCUGUGCGGCCGCCGCGCCCGGCAGCGGCGAGAAGUCGGCCAGUUACUCGUCGGGCCACAGCCAGGGGCCUGGCCCCAACGUGGGCAAGGGAGGAGAGCAAAUGCACGAGAAGUCCAUCCCCUAUAGCCAAGAGACCCUUGUGGUUGACUAGGGCUGGCACCGGCGCGACCUGCGGCUGUCUCCUAGCUCUGAGAAGCGGUGUCAUGGCUGCACCUUCUGCGUUGCAUUCCCACCCUUUCCCCGCGCUCUGACUCCCAGCCCCUCCUCAGCCUCCGCUUACUCUUUAUUCUUUCUCAGAAGACUGUGGCUUCCCAGGAAGCGAUUGAGCUCUGCAGGCAGACCUGUGCUCAGCCACUCACUACCUGUGAGUCUAGCCCUGCCUAAGUCUCUUAGGGGGAAGUCAUAUGCACCCUAAACUGCUGAAGCAUUUGUUUUCCUCCACCCUCUUCUUAGUUCUCUACCCUUCUUUUCUCUCUCUUCUUUACUUUCCCUUUUCCCUCUGCCUCUGAAAUGUUUACUGUUAAUCUCCACCUUCUGGCUUCAGCGGGUCCCCUUUCCCAGUCUCUCCUCCAUCCCCAUUUACCUCCGGUUUUGCAGGGCUUCCAGGGGUUAAGAAUUCUCAAGCUUGACAGACUAACCCUGUCGAGCUCUUAUCCUGUUUUCGGAGAGGCAGGAGGAGUGAGUUGGG
This is a messenger RNA of Jaculus jaculus (lesser Egyptian jerboa), 2033 nucleotides long. RefSeq names its product apelin receptor (gene Aplnr). The transcript has a single exon. The coding region runs from base 363 to 1496 and encodes 377 amino acids. Gene Ontology annotation, cellular component: membrane. Gene Ontology annotation, molecular function: G protein-coupled receptor activity. Lineage: Eukaryota; Metazoa; Chordata; Mammalia; Rodentia; Dipodidae. The record is from RefSeq and is a predicted model, not a curated record. Gene Ontology annotation, biological process: immune response; G protein-coupled receptor signaling pathway.